AUGGAUUCGCACGAUUCGCCCCCGAGUUGCUUCUCGUCGUCUUUUUCUUCGAUUCUUUUAUCUUGUAUACAAGUUCGGAAGGAGAAGAGGAGACGGAACAUUCCUGUUUCUUCCUCUACUACCACCACCAAUCCAUUCAUCAGCAGGGCGCAAAGACAAAGCUGCUCGCACACAAGCGUCUGCAUCUGUACAUGCACUUCCAGUCUCGACCCCGAGAAACAAUCUCAAUCAGAAUCCCCGAUUGACAACGCAAAUAAUGAUAUCAACAUUACAACAACCACAACCAUAACAACUACAACAGCAACAACAUCAAUCCGCAUCGUCGACUCAGACUCCAGCUCCGAGUACGACACUGCGUCUGUAGACUCCGACACGGGCUCAGUCUCCGAUUACGGAUGUGGUUGCUCCAGUUAUGGGUAUGGGUAUGGCCAUGAUCGGGCCUGUGAGCUAGGAGACGAUGUGGAGUCUCCAAAGCAGGUUCUCUCAGGGAGACCGCUACCUCCGCUCCCAGUUGCUGUUCUCUCAACACAACCGCAAAGCACAAGUCGAAAACAUCCCGAGAUCAAGACCCGACUCAUAGAGGAGACGAUCCCCGAAGAGGACGAGGAAGAGUAUCGGUACGAGGAGCUGCAGUUCCAGAAGCAGCAGCAGGAAGAGAAAGAGAGAGAGGAGGCGAAGCGCCAUAAACGGACGACCAGUCGGCGGAAGUCGAUGAUUGAGUUGUUUAAUCUUUCUAGUGUGGGGUUUGCGUCUGAGUCUGAGUCUGGGUCAGGAUUGGUCUUGCCGGGGUUCUCGCUUUCGUUCUCGAAUAUCAAUUUCAGGUUUCCGUUGCCACCUGUUUGGGGUCAGAGUCAGAGUCAAAGGCAAGACGAGGGUGGGAAGGAGGGCAAGGAGCAGGCGCAGAAGAUAUGGUCACGGCCACGGCCCAGGUCGAUGUCUUGUCUACUGUCAGCUCUUUCUUCCUCGACUUCUACACAUACGCCUCCAUCCACAAACACAUCACACAAACGCUCACAUUCUGAGAUCAAUCUUCAGUCCACACAGGCACAGUCUGAAGAAUCAACCCCCGAAGAAUCGACCACACCCCCCGAAGAACUUCCAACACUAACAACAACAAAAAAAGAACGGCGAAUGGGCACAGUCGUCUUCCCCCCAUUAGCACUGCUCUCACGAGAUCGCGACCGAGAUCGAGACAGCACAGAAAGUAGGAAGCAGUCGCGGCCUCUUUUUUACUAG
Molecule: messenger RNA, 1236 nt
Organism: Aspergillus calidoustus
Lineage: Eukaryota; Fungi; Ascomycota; Eurotiomycetes; Eurotiales; Aspergillaceae
Source: the annotation of a GenBank genome assembly